AUGAUGAUAUCUUUGAAGCCAAAUGUUGUUCGAAUCUUCAGACAAGUGCAGCAUUGCAGCAUCCGCAUUUGUCGGUAUCAAUCUACGAAUCCGAAGAAGUCCCUGACGCCCUUGCAAGAAUAUGACAAGCUAGUAAAAAUGGGGAAGCUGCAGGACGAUACAUAUCAACGUGGUAUUAUCUCCUCCUUGGGGGAACUGUAUGAUUCUUUAGUCCGAUAUGUACCUCCGGCCGUCAAAACGCCCAACCCUGUGGACCAAUUGGGUGGUUGGUGGUUGAAAGGCCUCAAAUCUGUCUUCGGUCGUGGCAAAUCCAAAAACCUUGGAGCAGACGUGGACGUAUCCAGAAUUGGUAAUUCAAUACCUCGAGGGAUAUAUUUAUAUGGAGAUGUCGGUUGUGGUAAGACGAUGUUGAUGGACCUUUUCUACACUACAGUCCCCAAGCAUUUAUCGAAAAAGAGAAUACAUUUCCAUCAGUUCAUGCAGUAUGUUCAUAAAAGGUCGCAUGAGAUUGUUAAAGAGCAAAACUUAAAGGAGUUCAGCGAUGCAAAAGGCAAAGAGAUUGACACAGUUCCAUUUUUGGCUGCGGAGAUUGCUAAUAGUUCGCAUGUUCUUUGCUUUGAUGAAUUUCAAGUCACUGACGUGGCAGAUGCUAUGAUACUGAGGAGACUAAUGACAGCCUUAUUAUCGGAUGACUAUGGUGUGGUACUCUUUGCUACUUCAAAUAGACAUCCGGAUGAAUUGUAUAUUAAUGGGGUACAAAGGCAAUCGUUUAUUCCAUGUAUCGAGUUGAUAAAACAUAGAACUAAAGUCAUAUUUUUGAACUCGCCAACAGACUACCGUAGGAUUCGAAGACCGAUCUCAUCCGUUUACUACUUCCCAGCAGAUAGCAGCAUAAAAUAUUCAUCAAAAGAGUGUAAAAAUUGUCGGGAAACCCAUAUCAAGGAAUGGUACGACUACUUUUCUCAGGCUUCCCAUACCGAUGACUCCACAGAUUCUCAUUCAGUUCAUAAGACAUUUUACGAUUAUCCAUUGACCAUUUGGGGGAGAGAAUUUAAGGUUCCUAAAUGUACGCCUCCUCGAGUAGCACAGUUUACCUUCAAGCAACUGUGUGGUGAACCGUUGGCUGCAGGAGAUUAUUUGACGUUGGCCAAGAAUUUUGAAGCUUUUAUAGUGACGGAUAUUCCUUAUUUAUCUAUCUAUGUCCGCGAUGAAGUGAGAAGAUUUAUCACGUUUUUAGAUGCAGUCUAUGACAGCGGUGGGAAACUAGCAACCACAGGUGCAGCAGAUUUCACUUCAUUGUUUGUGGAACCUGAACAAGUGCUAAAUGAAUUUGAAUUACGCCCAGCAAUUAAGGAAAACRAUGCAGUCGACAGUGAACUACUAGAUGAGAUGGUCGAAAAGCACGGAUUUUCGAAAGAGAUUGCCAAGAAAUCGCAGAUGUUUGCCCUCGAUGAAGAAAGGUUUGCCUUCGCUCGUGCCUUAAGUAGACUGUCACAGAUGAGCUCCACCGAUUGGGUUACCAAGCCCAAAUACUGA
Molecule: messenger RNA, 1536 nt
Organism: Saccharomyces eubayanus
Lineage: Eukaryota; Fungi; Ascomycota; Saccharomycetes; Saccharomycetales; Saccharomycetaceae
Gene: AFG1
Product: Afg1p
Exons: 1
Coding region: 1-1536 (511 amino acids)
Biological process (GO): protein quality control for misfolded or incompletely synthesized proteins
Cellular component (GO): cytoplasm; mitochondrion
Molecular function (GO): ATP binding; ATP hydrolysis activity
Source: RefSeq, a predicted model, not a curated record